Molecule: messenger RNA, 708 nt
Organism: Papilio xuthus (Asian swallowtail)
Lineage: Eukaryota; Metazoa; Arthropoda; Insecta; Lepidoptera; Papilionidae
Exons: 2
Coding region: 73-600 (175 amino acids)
Source: RefSeq, a predicted model, not a curated record
AGUAGUACUGUACCAAAGUUACAUUGUUCUAUAAUUGGAAAUGCAUUAACUUAGUGUUUUACGAUAACAGCAAUGAUCAGUUUCUACGUUAACUUGAUUAUGGUUUUAACAAUAACUCCACGUGAAGUAAUUGCAAGUUGCGUUAAUGCAGAUAAAAAAAGAAUUAAUGAAGUAGAACAUUUAAAGGACGAUUUAACUAAAGAUGACACCACAAAACCGAGGUCUCGCUGUUGUCCUUACGAUUUCGAUCCUUCGCUUUGUAAAACAGUUGGUGAUCGAUUACUAUGUGGCUACAAUAGAAACAUAGGAGGUUUUCAAAAUGACAACGAUGUUGAAUUGCAGAAUGGAUGUCGCAUACGUGGGGGUAGGGUUGAAUGUGGCUACGUUAACGGUCCUUUUAUAAAUCCAAGAAGACCACCUAUCGAUAAUAUGCUUCCUAUGUACGAUGAUGACAAUAGUCCCGUAAAUGAUGUAAACGGAAGUGGACCUGAGAACGGUAAUCAUAAAGAAGCUCUAAAACACGUCACAUCUCAAAAUUUUCGUAAACCUACGACAAGAUGUUUAGAAAUACGCGAGCGUGUUGUUUGUCGACAAUUAUAAAACGCGUAAAUAUAGAUGAGUUAAAUAGAUACGUGAAGAAAUUUUUAUAGCUGGAAUGUUAUCAAUCAAAUGUAACACGCAUUAAAGUGUCCCUCAUAUAAACCUUAA